Capsaspora owczarzaki ATCC 30864 is the source of this 2518-nucleotide messenger RNA. RefSeq lists its product as hypothetical. The record is from RefSeq and is a predicted model, not a curated record. Bases 7 to 2379 code for a protein of 790 amino acids. The transcript is spliced from 3 exons. Gene Ontology annotation, cellular component: THO complex part of transcription export complex. Gene Ontology annotation, biological process: mRNA export from nucleus; regulation of DNA-templated transcription elongation. Lineage: Eukaryota; Filasterea; Ministeriida; Capsasporidae.
GUCAGAAUGACCAUUUCGUUCAAUAGCGAACGAGCUGCGAUUCAAGCACUGCUCGCGCCAGUCACUUCUCCGGCGGCCUCGCCAGCAAGCCUCGUCAAUGCGAUCGUCGCGCACUGCAACGCUGCCCGCCGAUCAUCGACAGCGCUGCCAUUGCUCCCUUCGUACGAGUCGCUGCGUGCUCAGCCAGCGUCAAAGACAAGCCAGGCUCAGCCCACGCCAGCCACGCCAGCCACGCCAGCAGGGUCGACCCAAGCACAGGUGGAUCCGUUUCAGGCAGUGAGGCAGCUCGCAAUGGACCAGGCGUUCCGAGACGCACUCGCCGCCAUCCUCACCAAGCACGCAAGGACGACUGCAGAUGCGUUGGCGAGCGGCGGACUGGCUGUCUCAGAGACGGCGACCGAUGCGACGGUGGCGACGAUCGGACUGCUGCUGGACACGGCACUCGAGUGCUCGAGGAGAUCCGUCCUGACCAGCAGCAUCCCGCUGGCACUGCUGACGGACGCGCUCGACUCGCUCACGCUGGAUGUGUGCGACAAGCUGUUCGACCUGGUCGAGCACAGGCAGACCGACCCGUCGUGGACGAGCACCGUGUUUAGCACGUCUGCAGCCCCGCCAUCCGCGACUCCGGGCGUCCCGGCGCCCACUGUCAUUCGCGGCACGUUUGCAACCAAUCUCCAAAUCCUGCAGUUGUGCAACGAGCUCUUGAGGCGUCUCAGCAAGACGCAGGACACGGUCUUUUGCGGUCGCAUCCUCACCUUCCUUUGCAGCGUCUUCCCACUCUCUGAAAAAUCGGGGUUGAACAUUGCAGGUGCCUUCAACGGCAGCAGCGCUUUGGAUUUCCUUGACGAAGAAUCAGCCGACGAAGUUUCGUCGACAACAGAGGAAAUCCAUCGCUCGUUCUGGUCCCUGCAACCCUUCUUUUCCAAUCCCAACUCGUGCUUUACCGCGGAUGCCUGGCUGAGUGUCACCAAAGCGGUCACCACUGUGUUGAGCACUUUUGCCUCACAGCCGUUAACAUCUUCUUCCUCGGAUGGUGAACGAUCUGCAGCCUCUUCUUCCUCUUCUUCCUCAUCGUCGCGCUCCAGCAAAUCAUCUCACCAUCACCACCACCACAGCUCACACUCGAGCAUUCCUGCAAUCCAGUCUGCCGUGGCUCCCAGUGCGCCCGCUCACCAGAGCGAUGACUUUUUCUUUCCCAAGUUUCUCACAAGCAAGCGGCUCUUCCAACUGCAGCUCAACGACUCCACCUUCAGGAGGCACAUGCUGGUGCAAAUCCUCAUCAUUUUCCAAUACCUCGCGGUUCCAAGCAAGGCUCGCAAGACGCUUGUUCUGAAGGACGACCAGCUCAAGCUGCUUUUCGAAUUGCGCGACAAGACCAUGGCCGCGCUUCGCGCUGUUCCCCCACACGGUGCCGUGUUUGCAGCAGCCGUCGGCCAGGUUCUCGAGUCCGAGCUCGACUGGAACACAUGGAAGAACGAGUCCUGCCCACCCUUCGAGCGAGCGCCAGAUAGCACUGUCAUUGUUGGCCAUCUCCCCAUCGCCAGUGCUGCAGAUGCCGUGUCGCAGCCCAACGCUGGAUCGCUGGCACAAUCUCGCAAGCGCGCCCAUGACCAGGUGGAUGAGAACUCUGAGGAUCCCACGGCUGCCCGCCACAUUGCCAAAAAGCUCACGUCUGAUGGCCGUGUUCCGAGCAGCAGCUCGUCCGGCUCUGGACCCGUGCGCAUGGGCCAGAAAGACCUGACCGCCUUGUGGAAUGCCAACGACGAGUCGCUUGCUUCGCUCCAGGGUGUCGACCGCCGCUUCAUUCCGGAUCCCGAUGCCUUCUUUGAGGAAGCCAUUGAGCAGAUGGACCCGGAUGCUCAAAUUGAUAAGGUCUACUGGAAGAUUGGCGAUGAGCUCUUUGCGUGGCGAUCGCUGCGUUUGCUUGCCCGCACUCGCCUGCAUCUGUUCCAACUGGCCGCGGCCCUGCCGAAAGCCGAUGCUGACAAGAGCAAAACCGACAGCAAGCCAGACACUUCCAAGGUUGUUGCCGAAUUCCUUGUUCAAAAGCUGCGUGACGAAAAGUACCCGCCGCCGCCGCCGCCUCCUCCGCCCGCGGUGUCGGCAUCAGCACCAGCAGCAACAACCACCUCAGAGAACGCGGGCUCUUCCGCCACUACGCACGCAGCUGGGUCGGAAGGAUCGGCGCCGAUGGAAACGGAUACCGACAACACCGCUGCACCCGCUCCCACGAACGAAUCAACGGCCACAACGACAGAUGAUACCGAAGAUGAAUUUGAAAAGUACAUGCGGACGCAGCGAGAGCAAACGGAAUCGAAGACGGAACCGAAAGCACCAGCUCCCGCUGAUGGCGAGGAGGCCGCUCCUAUGCAAAGCUGAUCGCAACAGCCGGUGCUUGUAGCUGUUGUGUCUCAUGACUGUUUUGUUUGACAACGAGUCCAAGAGGGACAUGACCGCUUGUCUUUGAACGAAUCUCCAUAUCUCAUUCGGGUUUUUAGAAAAUCUUGCAACGUUUUCC